This is a messenger RNA of Arvicola amphibius (Eurasian water vole), 1232 nucleotides long. Its product is annotated as small ubiquitin-related modifier 2-like. Gene Ontology annotation, cellular component: nucleus. Lineage: Eukaryota; Metazoa; Chordata; Mammalia; Rodentia; Cricetidae. Gene Ontology annotation, biological process: protein sumoylation. The transcript is spliced from 2 exons. Bases 636 to 923 code for a protein of 95 amino acids. Gene Ontology annotation, molecular function: ubiquitin-like protein ligase binding; protein tag activity. The record is from RefSeq and is a predicted model, not a curated record.
CUCUAAUGCGUAUAUGUGCCACAUGAGAAUUUUAUAUAAUGUAAUUUGAUCAUAUUCAUCCCCUCUCCCAAUUCCUCCCAGUCCUGUGCCCCACUUCCCUAAUACUCCUCUCUGUGUCUUCUUCUCCCACCCUAAACCUGUCAAGUUAAAUUUGUGCUGCCCAUGUACUCCUGGGUGUGUGGCCAUUCACUGCAGCAGGUUGAUCUAACAGCAGAGUAUCUGUCUGUUGGAGAAGAAGAUAACGAGGAGGAAAAGAAAAACAAUAGGUAGUGGAGGAGGAGAAGAGAAUGAAAGAGAAAAACAAGAAGGAAAAGGAGGCAAGGUGGAGAAGGAAGAAGAUUUGCUAAGAAAUGGGAGUGAAAUCUGUCUAUGGUUAUAAGGAUGAGUAUUUACAAUACAGAUAGAAAUUACAUUGGUUUAUAAAAUUGAUAGUAGAAAGUUCUCCUCCAAGGAUAAAAAAAAAAAAAAACCUUGAGGGGUGGGGGGAAGGAGCGCACGGCGUGCUGGCGCCCUCUGCCUCGUCCACCGCUGCCACCUCCUUCUUCUGCCGCUCCUGGUGCUGCCUGUGUGCUCUUUCAGUGCAGACCUGGUGCCUCUUUUGUGAAGCGACAGCUGAGGAGACUCCGGCGUUCACCAUGGCUGACCAGAAACCCAAGGAAGAAGUCAAGACGGAGAACAACGACCAUAUUAAUUUGAAGGUGGCAGGGCAGGAUGGUUCUGUGGUGCCGUUUAAAAUUAAGAGGCAUACACCACUUAGUAAACUAAUGAAAGCCUAUUGUGAACGACAGGAUUUGUCAAUGAGGCAGAUCAGAUUCCGGUUUGAUGGGCAGCCAAUCAAUGAAACAGACACACCUGCACAGUUGGAAAUAGAGGAUGAAGAUACGGUUGAUGUGUUCCAGCAGCAGACAGGAGGUGUCUACUAAAAAGGGAACCUACUGCUUUAUUCCAGAAUUUUGUUAUAGGCCAAGAAUACAUUCGCAAUUAGAAAGCCACAAUUUGGUUCCACCACAUCCUGACUACUAUAGAGUAGUUUUCUGUAUUCUUUCAUUUUCCCUGUGCCCAUUUCUUUAUUGCACAUAAAGUAACUGGUGUAUGUGCACAGGCAUAUUGCACUUUUUUCUUUUUUCUUUUUCUUCUUUUUAAAACUCAAUGGCCAAUGUUCUGUUUUGAUUGACAGCAGAUGGAGGUGGUCCGGGGGAAAGUAUGGUUCUGUGAAAAUACCCUCUGCUCCA